CUCUCUCUCUCUCUCUCUCUCUCUCUAGAAUGGCCUAGAGGGUUUCCUCCUCCAUCCUUAUCUCCUUGAUGAGUUCUCACUCUCACCAAACCCAAUGAAACCCACUUCCACCGCUUCUCUCUGAGGAGCGUUUUCUCUCUUUCUCUUCCAUUUUUCUCUUUUAUUAUUCUACAAUGAUAGUUCUGUGGGUUCUCUCUGACCUCUGCUUCUGAAUCUUCUUCUUCUUCUUUGUUCAUCAAGAGGUUUAUAAACAUUCAGAUCUGAAGCUUGGGUUUUUCCGCCAGUUACCAAGGUGUCCGGGAAUCUUUGAAUUAGUUCAAAAUCAGUUGAAACUGUUACUUCAAUUUUGUCCCUCUGGGCCUCUCUAGUUUUGAACCCAAAAGAUGCAGAGGCCUCCACCUGAAGACUUUGCUUUGAAGGAGACCAAACCCCAUCUUGGUGGGGGGAGGAUCUCCGGCGACAAGCACACGAGCACCUAUGACCUCGUUGAGCAGAUGCAGUAUCUCUAUGUCCGAGUUGUGAAGGCCAAGGACUUACCUUCCAAGGAUGUUACCGGUAGCUGUGACCCUUAUGUUGAAGUUAAGCUGGGGAACUACAAGGGUGCAACUCGGCAUUUUGAGAAGAAGUCCAAUCCGGAGUGGAAUCAGGUGUUUGCAUUCUCGAAGGACCGGAUCCAGGCUUCAGCUCUUGAGGUGAUUGUGAAGGAUAAGGAUCUUAUGAAGGAUGACCUCAUUGGAUAUGUUAUAUUUGACCUGAACGAGGUUCCGAAAAGGGUUCCUCCUGAUAGUCCCCUGGCGCCACAAUGGUAUAGAUUGGAGGAUAGGAAGGGGGACAAGGCUAGGGGUGAGUUGAUGUUGGCUGUUUGGAUGGGUACUCAAGCUGAUGAAGCAUUUCCUGAAGCAUGGCAUUCGGAUGCUGCCACAGUUAGUGGAGCUGAUAGUCUGUCAAAUAUUCGGUCGAAGGUGUAUCUCUCUCCCAAACUAUGGUAUUUGAGGGUUAAUGUGAUUGAGGCUCAGGACUUGAUGCCAAGUGAUAAAGGCAGGUAUCCCGAAGUUUAUGUGAAGGCUAUCCUGGGAAAUCAGGCUUUGAGAACUCGAAUUUCACAAAGCAGGAGUAUAAAUCCCAUGUGGAAUGAAGAUCUAAUGUUUGUAGCAUCAGAGCCGUUUGAGGAGCCGUUGAUUUUAAGUGUGGAAGAUAGAAUCGCGCCAAACAAGGAUGAAGUUCUGGGGAGGUGUGCCAUUCCUUUGCAGUAUGUGCCCCGAAGGUAUGAUCAUAAACCUGUGAACACUAGCUGGCACAAUCUUGAGAAGCAUAUUAUUGUAGAAGGUGAAAAGAAGAAGGAUGUUAAGUUUGCCAGUAGGAUUCAUAUGAGGAUCUGUCUAGAAGGUGGUUACCAUGUGCUUGAUGAGUCAACACACUAUAGCAGUGAUCUUAGACCAACAGCCAAACCAUUGUGGAAGUCCAGCAUAGGGGUUCUGGAAGUGGGAAUCCUGAAUGCUCAGGGGUUGAUGCCAAUGAAGACAAAAGAUGGGAGGGGAACAACAGAUGCCUACUGUGUUGCAAAAUAUGGGCAGAAGUGGGUUCGUACAAGAACCAUUAUCGAUAGCCUUGCUCCCAGGUGGAAUGAGCAAUACACUUGGGAGGUUUUUGAUCCUUGCACCGUCAUCACAAUUGGGGUAUUUGAUAACUGUCAUUUGCAUGGAGGAGACAAGGCUGCCGGGGCAAAGGAUUCACGAAUUGGGAAGGUCAGGAUUCGUCUCUCUACCCUUGAAACUGAUCGGGUGUACACGCACUCUUAUCCUCUUCUGGUUCUGCACCCAAAUGGUGUGAAGAAGAUGGGUGAAAUACAUAUGGCUGUGAGGUUCACCUGCUCUUCGUUGCUGAACAUGAUGCAUAUGUACUCCCAACCACUGUUACCCAAAAUGCAUUAUCUUCAUCCACUAACUGUAAGCCAGCUUGAUAGCUUGAGGCACCAGGCCACUCAGAUUGUAUCAGUGAGGCUGAGCCGUGCUGAACCGCCCUUGAGAAAGGAGGUGGUCGAGUACAUGCUGGAUGUGGGCUCGCACAUGUGGAGUAUGAGAAGAAGCAAAGCUAAUUUCUUUCGAAUUAUGAAUGUUCUGGGUGGAUUAAUUGCUGUUGGAAAAUGGUUUGAUCAGAUCUGUAACUGGAAGAACCCCAUCACUACUGUGCUUAUCCAUAUCUUGUUCAUAAUUCUGGUUAUGUACCCAGAGCUGAUACUGCCUACUAUUUUUCUGUACCUGUUUCUGAUUGGAGUCUGGUACUACAGAUGGAGGCCCAGGCAUCCUCCUCACAUGGACACUCGUCUCUCACAUGCAGAUUCUGCACAUCCUGAUGAACUUGAUGAAGAAUUUGAUACUUUCCCGACUUCACGUCCUUCUGACAUAGUGAGAAUGAGAUAUGACAGAUUGAGGAGUAUUGCUGGGAGAAUUCAGACAGUGGUUGGUGACUUGGCUACUCAAGGGGAGAGGCUGCAAUCAUUGUUGAGCUGGCGUGACCCGAGAGCUACAGCUCUGUUUGUGCUUUUCUGUCUGAUUGCUGCUAUUGUUCUGUAUGUUACGCCAUUCCAGAUUGUGGCUCUUCUUGCUGGAUUCUAUGUGUUGAGGCACCCAAGAUUCCGCCAUAAGCUUCCAUCAGUGCCACUGAACUUUUUCAGGAGGUUGCCAGCUAGGACCGACUGCAUGCUAUGAGGAAAUGACUGUUGUAUUUUCAAUUGCCUUUGAGUUGUAAUGUGUUAAGUUAAUGGAGAUCGAUGAUGGAGGCCAGCAUAGAGCAAGCUAUUUGUUUUGGAGGUCUUGCAGCCAUGAACAUGAAGGUGGUGAGGGUCUUCUUUUCUUUCAGUGUUCUGCAGCAGCGUUCUGGUACGAUGUAUUUAUGGCCUUGUCCUGAAGGUAGUUUUUAAAAAAUUUCAGUUGUUAAUUAUGUCCAAUCUAGGAUUUCUGUCAAAAGAACCUUCACUUUUAAGGUUACUAGUUGUUGUCAUUUAUAGUUUCGUAGGCUGUGAUUGGAAUGCUGAACCAUUAUAUGGCGUCUUUAGUGUAUUUAGAUUUUUCUAAAUUCACCUUAUGUAAAGUUCAUCGGUUGAACUGCAUCUUAUUUCCUUGCCCAUCAUCAA
Messenger RNA from Fragaria vesca subsp. vesca, 3133 nucleotides. RefSeq names its product multiple C2 and transmembrane domain-containing protein 1-like. The transcript is spliced from 3 exons. Bases 384 to 2708 code for a protein of 774 amino acids. NCBI's taxonomy places the organism in Eukaryota, Viridiplantae, Streptophyta, Magnoliopsida, Rosales, Rosaceae. The record is from RefSeq and is a predicted model, not a curated record.